AUUAGUUGUUUGUAAAACAAACAAACAAACAAAACAAUAAUAUUUGCAAUAUAGGACUUACCUGUUUAAACAUUUUUUGUCAGAAGAAGUGAUUGCUUUUUAAAGGGAACCUCAGAGUUAAAGACUUGCAGGCUCUAAUAAGCCACUCUUCUCUUUUACUAAAAUAUGUCAUUAGAAACACAUAAAAUAUUGCCAAUGAUUUAAAAGUCUAUAAUAUUUAGUACAUGUUUUGACCGACAGAGUGCGCCAUGUUUUUAUGCCUGCAAUGGACACUCGGGGUGAUGACAAAGAUUGUCACUGUGACUCGACCAAUACUACUGAGUUACUGCAAUUCCUUCCACACACGGAGACGUCCAACACAUGCGCUCAUUGGUUAAAAGCGGCGGGUACUUACUAUUUGUAUUUUUAUUGAGUCUUUUAUUACCUUUACAUUGCCUCAAAAUACUUUUUGCAUGUGUUCCCUUCUCAUACUUUUAAGCAUUGUGUUUUUUCUUGUGGUAGUUUUAAAGCAGAUCGUUGAUCCGUUGACCACAUUAGUCACAUAGCAUAUUUAAAUCGUCCUUAUUUGAUAUUACUAUUAGAGGUGGGAAUCUUUGGGCACCUAACGAUUCGAUUACGAUUCCGAUUCAGAUGCUAUGAUUCGAUUAUAAAUCGAUUAUUGAUGACCAGUGUUGUUAAUUUUACUUUAAAAAAGUAAUUAAUUACAGUUACAAAUUACUUCUCCCAAAAAGUAAUUGCGUUAGUAACUCAGUUACCUGAAUGUAAGAGUAAUUAGUUACUUGGCAAAGUAACUAGUGAUAUUUUUUUUUUCCUCAAAAAAAUAAAAAAAUUUAAAAAAACAGGUCACACAAUGUGAAGCUUAAAGGGUUUGGGGGACAAUUGGCCCAAGCCCAAUUCUUUACCCUCCACUUAACUAGACACAAGGGUAUUGCGAUAACUAGCUAGUAACCUUUGCUAUGUGUGGAAGUCAUUUAAAGUUGUGAAUCAAUCGUUAAAGUUGUUAAAAUUUUUCCCGUUAUUGCAUUAGUUCCCUUCUGUCUACUUUAAACAUGUGUAAGUUUUUAAACUGUUUCAUCAUUUAAAGAUAGAUUUAAGUUAAGAUUUUGCCGAUUUAGGAGCAUUUUAGAUUAAAAAAAAAUUACUUAGGUUCGCUAGGAAGGAUCUCUACAUCAGGGCCUUCCUGAGAGGUCUACUGCUUUAAGAUGGCGGCUGUUUACAAACGCAUGUAGUCCUUAAAACAUGUUGGCAAUGCAGCAGUGUCUGUCAUCUGCAUCUAGUUCUAUAAUAUGAUAUCUACCUUGUCAUGUGGGCGUAGUUUGUCGGCUAUGGCUGCAGUCAGGUAUUAUUGGAGCCAUCUAGCAUGCGGUUGCAAUGGCGUCUUCCCCACUCCUGCUCUGCUCUCGUCCCCGGAAAGAGCGACGGAGGCCUGAAGAAUGAGAGGCUGGAGUUGAGGCUCUGCUGACCCUUCCCCUUCCUCCUCCACCUUUCCCGCCCCCUUAGCUCCGCAUCGUCCCCGCCCCAUCCCCUGGCUGCAGCCCGCCCAGACGUCCAUCCAUCAUCCCAGCCCGAUGUACUCCCCCGAGCAGGAGAACAUCUGCACCACUUCCAUCAAAGUGCCAGUCAAGUAUGGAGAGCUCAUUGUGCUCGGGUACAAUGGCUCUUUGCCCAACGGCGAUCGAGGGCGACGUAAAAGUCGCUUUUCGCUCUGCAGACGACCAAAAGCCAAUGGAGUCAAACCCAGCACGGUUCAUGUCGCCUGUUCUCCGCAGGCUGCCAAGGCCAUCAGCAACAAAGACCAGCACAGCAUUUCGUACACGUUGUCGAGAGCGCAGACGGUGGUGGUGGAGUACACUCACGACAGCAAUGUAGACAUGUUUCAGGUGGGUCGUUCGACGGAGAGCCCGAUCGACUUUGUGGUGACGGACACAGUGGCGGGAAGCCAGUGCAACGGCGACACGCAAACGGUCCAGAGCACCAUCUCGCGCUUCGCCUGCCGUAUCAUGUGCCAGCGUGCGCCGCCUUACACCGCCCGCAUCUACGCGGCCGGUUUCGACUCGUCCAAGAAUAUCUUCCUGGGGGAGAAAGCCGCCAAGUGGAAGACACCCGACGGGCAGAUGGACGGCCUGACCACCAACGGCGUGCUGGUCAUGCACCCUCGCCGCGGUUUCAGUCAGGACUCCGGGCCCGGCGUGUGGCGGGAGAUCUCCGUCUGCGGGAACGUGUUUACUCUGCGGGAGACGCGUUCGGCACAGCAGCGGGGAAAAAUGGUGGAGUCGGAGUCUCAGGAGCUGGUGGAUGGCUCCCUGAUCGACCUGUGCGGCGCCACGUUGCUGUGGCGCACGGCGGAGGGUCUCUCGCGCACGCCCACUCUCAAGCACCUGGAGGCCCUGCGGCAGGAGAUCAACGCGGCGCGGCCGCAGUGUCCGGUGGGGUUCAACACGCUGGCCUUCCCAUCCAUGCGGCGCAAGGACACGCCGGACGAGAAGCAGCCGUGGGCGUACCUUCGCUGCGGCCACGUGCAUGGUUACCACGACUGGGGCAAUCGGCGCGAGGAGCGCGACGGGCGCCAGAGAGAGUGCCCCAUGUGCCGAGCUAAGGGGCCCUACGUGCCGCUGUGGCUAGGCUGCGAGGCCGCCUUCUACGUGGACGCCGCGCCGCCCACGCACGCCUUUGGACCCUGCGGCCACGUGUGCUCGGAGAAGACAGCCGCCUUCUGGAGUCAGAUCCCUCUGCCGCACGGCACGCACACUUUUCACGCCGCGUGCCCCUUCUGCGCGCACCAGCUGAGCGGCGAGCGCGGUUUCGUCAGACUCAUCUUCCAGGGACCCCUCGACUAGAUCAGGCGUCUCCCUCCGAUUUUUAAGUGACCUUUUCAACUAUUCCUUUUUCAUGAAAAAGAUUUCUAUAUUUUCCACGAAACUGCUGGAGAGACUUUGUGAUUGCAAACACAACAGUAUUUAUCCGAAACCAAAAGCUACACUGCGACUUAUUGUUGUCGAACUACAGGGCGACCCCCUCAAAAUAUGCUCGCGUUUAUGCGAAUCCCCAGAAAUUUGGCACGUUGGGUGAAAUUUCAGGAUGAUCGUAAAAGUUAUUAACCCUUUCAGGGACAGUUGUCACUACACUGAACUGCUAUUCAAAAUUUGCUUUCUCUGCGAACGCUGGAAAUUAAGAGUCAGGGCUUCAUCAAGGACCCCCCCCCCCCCCCCCCCCAAAAAAAAGGGGAUGAAUGUUAUCAUUACUCAUUCACUGCCAGCCCAGGUCAGUAGUCAGUAAAAGUAGGAAAAAUAUAUUGAAAAUAUAUAUGGACUGCAAUAGACGUCCAAUCCAUUUCAACUGGUAAUUCGAUCACUUCCAGACCCGACCUGUUAAAAUGGAUUGAUUAUUAUUAUUGGAUUAUUUGAAAUCACAAGAGAUUUAUUAAAAAAAAAGAUAAUAAUAAAAUAACCAUCAUCAAAUAAUAAAUUUCCCAGGGCAAAAAAACAUAAAGGCCACACUAAUCUUUUUUCCAUUUUUUACAAUUUUUCUGAAUAAUUUUUUGAACUGUUAAUAUAGCAUUAUUUUGAAAUGAUUUUUAAAAAUUCUUUUUUAUUUAUUACUUUUUUAAAAAUUAACCCCCUCAAAAAAUUUAACUCUCAAUUCAGUUCUUUUUUUUCUGUUUUUUUUUUUAUUGUCCAACCCUAAUGUCAAAUGGGGGCCACACAAUAUUGUACUGUAGGCCACAAUUGGCAGGUUUGAAUAUAUACAGUGAGGAGCAGAAGUAUUUGCACCGCUUGUGAUUUUGAAAGUUCCCCCACUUAGAAAAUAGGUAAAGGUCUGAAAUUUCAAUCAUAAAUGCGUUUCAAAUUAUAGCGACAUAAUCUGGAAGAAAAAAUCCAGAACUCACAUUUUAUGAUUUUUCAAUAAUUUAUUUGUAAUUUACUGGGGUUCAUAAGUAUUUGUACCCCGCAGAAUCAGCAAUAAUUAUGACACUCAAUGAUUUGUCAGUCUACCACCCACCCACCACCCGUUUUUUAUUGUCAUCUGUGGACAGUUGCAGAAAUGGUUAGAAAAUGAAAAAGACUAAACAUGACUGAUAAUCUACCUCGGACUGGGGCUCCAUGUAAAAUCUCUUCUCGUGGGGCAUCACUCAUGAUGAGAAAAGUGAGGACUCAGCCUAGAACUACAUGGCAGGAGCUUUUCAAUGACCUGAAGAGAGCUGGAUGCACAGUUUUAAAGGCUGUCAGUAGAACGCUACAGUGCAAUGGUUUAAAAUCAUGCAUAGCUCAGAAGGUUCCCUGUUGAAGCCAGUACAUGUGAAGGCCUGUCUGAAGUUGGCCAGGGACCAUCUGAAUGAUGCAGAGGGGUCUUUGUGGUCAGAUGAGACCAAAAGUAGAACUUUUUGGUGCAAACUUUAUUCGUCGUGUGUGGAGGAAAAAUAAGGAUGAGUACUAUCCCAAGAACACCAUCCCCACUGUGAAGUAUUGGGCUGGAAACUGCAUGCUUUUUGACAAAGGGGACAGGAUGACUGUACUGUAUAAAGCAGAGGAUGAAUGGUGAAAUGUACCGUCAGAUUUUGAGCCACACCUCCUUCCCGCCCUUCAAGACGAGUCAUGGCUGGAUCUUUCAACAUGACAAUUAUCCGAAGCACACAGCCAAUCUGACCAAGGAGUGGCUGCGUAAAAAACAUAUCAAGGUUCUGGAGUGGCUUAGCCAGUCUCCAGACCUCAAUCCUAGAGAAAAUCUUUGGAUGGAGGUGAAACUUCGUGUAUCUCAAUGACAGCCCCGAAACCUGACAGAUCUAGAGAGGAUUUGUGUGGAGGAAUGGGCCAAAAUUCCUGUUUCCAUAUGUAUAAACCUGGUAAAGAACUACAGACAAAGCGUCUGACCUCUAUAAUUGCAAACAAAGGCUUCUGCACUAAAUAUUAGCACUGAUUUUCUCAGGGGCACAAAUACCUAUGAACCCCAGUAAAUUACAAAUAAAAAUUAUUGAAAAAUACAGUGUGAGUUCCAGAUUUUUUUACAUGAUGUCUCUAUAAGUGGAAAUGCCUCUAUGAUUGAAAUUUCAGACCUCUACCUGUUUUCUAUUAUUAAGUGAACUUGCAAAAUCAUAAGGGGUGCAAAUACUUCUGCUCCCCACUGCAUUUAUGAAUGUAAUAACAUUUAAGAAAAAAAUCUAAUUCACGCACAAUAUUAUUCCUUAAAACACCUAAAUGAGUUAUGCGUGUCCAUUUUUCAAUGGCAAUAUUGAUACUCAAAAACAUUUUGUUUUUAGCUUUUUCCAUUUGUUAAAAAUGAACUAAUUCACUUCUGUUGACAGUGAUAGGUGUCCAACUCAUUUGGACUUGGAGGGCUGGCAGCUAACAUAUUUAUUAAGGAUGCAACAAUACUUGGUUUUACAUUGAACUCCCUCUUCGAUUCAAUACACAAAAUCAUUCAAUACAAUUGAAAAAGCUCCCAAAAUGUAUUUUCUGAACUUUUUUUGUGGUCUCUUUCGCUAUAAUGUCUGGCGCAUAUUUGCUUAAGGAGGCGACAGGCCGGCUUCAACGUCGUACGGAUCCGUUGUGUGGCAGCAUUUUGGGUUUGCUGAUACGCUAUCCCCACUCGUACAUAUUUAACAAGGACUGUCUUUACAGAUAUGUACAGCAAUGCCCGCCAAUGUAUUUUUGCCGACUUGGCUGCUACGUAUAGCCUCGGUUUGACACCAGACAGCUUAACACCCUGGGACACAGAGAGCUAACUCACGGUUACAUGAUGAACAAUGAGUGGCAAAUUAAGAGCGCUGUACUCGUCCUGUUUAUGGAAGUCGAUUGUCAAAUGCUGGUGUUGUGCAGUAAUGAGCAGACGUGACUUCUGUGGCGUUUGUUAACUUUUUAAUGCCCCGACAACACUCGCACACACUAGAUGUCAUCAAAUAGCAAACUAGAUGUGCUACGUUAGAUCCCCCAGAAGUCCCAUGCCAUUGGCUGCAUCAGCCCAGAGUGAUCAUGGGACGCAUAGUCCUUUUACUACAUCGAUGAAUUAAAAACCACCAUGACUGAAUGGAAGUUAAGCAGGCCAAAUCGAUCCAUACCAGUGACUAUAGAUAAUGCUGCAAAUAUUGUUAAUUCAGUACGUAACACAGAUGGACUGGACCACAAAUAGGAUGUUUUGCUAAUGUGCUAAACAUAGCUGCUAAAAAAGCUGUAGCAAUCAACUGUGUGCCCCACCUCACUUUACAAACAUUAAAGAUUGUUCUUAGCAGUUCGAUACAAAAUUUCUUCAGAUCAGUAAGAAGUAAGCACACAAAUAUCAUGCAGUAAAAUGCAUGUUUAUAUGAUGGAAAUGUUAUUUUUGCUUGUUAGCAAAAUAAAAAAACGUUUAAAAAAAAUAACACGUAUUUUUUGUUUCAGAGUUAAAUGUAUUGAAUCGAAUCGAAAAUCGUGUCCCUCGUAUUGAAAAUCGUACCGAACCGUGACUUAACUGUAUCGUUGCAUCCCUAAUAUUUAUAAAAUAAGAAAAAUUAGUCAAAGGGUCAUUUGUUUCCUAUGUUUGAAUGUUUUUAAGUGGUAAUUCCGCAAAGUUAGUGUUGUCAAUGUAAAAACUGCAUUUUUUUACAGCAAUUCUAGUUCAUCCAUUACCACAGUUAAUGAGUUAACAGAAGAUGGGUUUGUUUCACCCAACUACCUGGAAAAAAUCACAACAAUGCAAAACUUUAAAAGGGCUUUUAAAUGCAAAUACAAAUAUCCGACCUAAAAACCAUUCAUUUUAGGGGCCGCCCUGUAUUUUGUCUAUCAUAUUUUUUAUUAAAGGCUCUUAAGUCACAUCAAGGACAAUUUCCUUUGCUUUUAGGUGGUCACGUCUUCCGAGGGCUUUUCCGUGUUUUGUGUGCGUUUGUCCAAGUAGGAUCUGUCUGCGGCCUCCAAGACGGGAGGGUAACUUCCAGGUUACGUCUUCGCCCUUCCCUACGCCCCUUGUCUUGCAGGCCCCAGACAGAUACACUCGGUUUGUCCUAUUGAAACGUUUUGUCUCGUGUCGGCCUCUCCGAGCCGUUGACAAGCAAUAUCUUUUGUGAAAACCGACCUGAAGCAUUAUGGUUCGUCUGAGUGAUGCCGCUUCCUCAACCCUUUAAAGCAGCCCAGCCAUGUAGCGUCACACACACAAACAAAGGACUUCAGGCGCUUCUUGUUUUAUGAAUGCCGGUUUUGUGGAGUGGUUUGGAAACCGUGACUGUAUAUCCAUGAAUGUGCACGUUCUACCACAAGUUCAUUUGAUGCCCUAUCGUGUUGAAAAGGCGUGCUGUUGUAUUAUUCGCAUUUCGACAAAACUAGGGCGCAAAUAAGCUAUUGUUUUUCAUCAUGUUUAUCCCUACACCACCAUUUGGAAUAAUCGUAACAUCGACUUUUUUUUUUACAUUGUGUUUGUAAAUUAAAACUUGUUUUCGCUGAACUUUUCCCCUAAUUACUUGUAUCCCCCGACAUACUGGGCAACACUGGGUAACUUUUCAACCUUUAUAAAAUAUUUUCGUAACAUUUGUGAUAAUAUGUCAACUGACAACUAGUUGAAUGACACCUCUUUUAUAUCUUGACGGGGUCUGUAUCGCAUUCACUGGCAGUACCGUAUUGGCCAGAAUAUACGACAGGCCUGAUUAUAAGACGACCCCCUCUUUUUCAAGACCCAAGAUUGAAAAAAGACUUUUUGAACACCUAAUUCAUUUUUAUACAGAAUAUAAUUACAGUACAUCUGAAACAAAUGAUUAUAACAAUAUAUUUGAGAGAAAAAGCAUGUUAUUUUGCCUCAUUCAAAUCUUAAUAUCUGAACAUUUAAAUAUAUAAACUAGGGUUGUUCCGAUCAUGUUUUUUUGCUCCCGAUCCGAUCCCGAUCGUUUUAGUUUGAGUAUCUGCCGAUCCCGAUAUUUCCCGAUCCGAUUGCUUUUUUUUGCUCCGGAUUCAAUUCCAAUCAUUCCCGAUAAUUUUUCCCGAUCAUAUAUAUUUUGGCAAUGCAUUAAGAAAAAAAUGAAUGAAACUCGGACGAAUAUAUACAUUCAACAUACAUAAGUACUGUAUUUGUUUAUUAUUUGUUAUGCUCAAGAUGGCAUUUACAUUAUUAACAUUCUUUCUGUGAGAGGGAUCCACGGAUAGAAAGACUUUUGACUUUGUAUAUUGUGACUAAAUAUUGCCAUCUAUUGUAUUUGUUGAGCUUUCAGUAAAUGAUACUGUAGCCAUUUAACUUCUGCCCAAAUGCAUGAUGGGAAGUGCAGCCAUGACUGUGCGUCGUGGUACCAAUUGAUAUAUCUUCUCUGCGUCGGGCAAUAACAUAAGGUGUUAAGAAAAAGAUCAAUUGCUUCCCCAUAUUGCUUCCCAUGAUAUUUCUAAUCGUAGGGAGAGGGAUUGUAAGGCUUUAGUCUAUUAAAAAAAGGCUGCCAAAAUUCACUCUACUCAUUUUAUGCUACCUUUUAUCUCUCUAAAUCGGUAAAAUGGCGCCAUGACAGAUUGAGUGCAAUCAUGUGUGAGUGGGUCGUGCAACGCAUGCAUUAAUUGCGUUAAAUAUUUAACGUGAUACAUUUUUAAAAAACUAAUUACCGCCGUUAUCGGGAUAAAUUUGAUAACCCUACCUUAAGCCUAAACUAAAGACUCUGGAUGAGUGUAACAUAUUAUGUCUGUAACGUUAAAUACAAUUAGAAAACGAUUGAAUUCAAAAUUAUAUAUAUAUUAAAAAAAGGCAUGGCCAAUAUUUUUUUGCCGAUUCCGAUACUUUGAAAAUGACGUGAUCGGACCCGAUCGAUCGGGACAUCUCUAAUGUAAACUAAAGUGCAAUCACAUUCGUUAAAGAAUGGCUUCUGGUUUUUGAAAUGUAAAUAAACCAAUCUAUUGUGGUAAAACAACAAAAUUGCAAUAACUGCAUUAACCAUCAAAGUGAAGUCUAACUGUAACUAGUCUUGAAACAAAUUUGAAUAAGGAAAAACAUUGCAAUAAAAUAAUGCAAACUGGUUAAACUUGAGAGUAGCUGAGAUCUGUCAUGGCAGAACAUCGCUUCAAUGAUAUCUGGCGCCAUCUAGCGCCGUGAAUGGGUAUAAUGUCUAGACGGCAAAUAUAAGACGACCCCCACUUUUUCAGUCUUAUUUCAAUGCAAAAAACAACUUAACUUUAAGGAGGGUGGCAGGAACCCUGCCACACAAAAACAAACUACAAAUCUGCUGACUGCUUUACGGCAUACGUCACUUCCCCCAUUCCCCAUUCAUUAUGAAGACCCAAGUCGAUGCAAACGCUGAAAAGAUGGCAGAGCAACAAAAGAGACAAAAAGUUUUGACUGAAGAGGAAAAAGAAAGGGCUGAUACCAGAAUAUACAGAAUAAAACAGAACAUCAGCGCUGACAAGUUCGGGUGGGAUUAGCCACAUUAAGCAACACGGUUGCUAACCGUCAUAUGCUAUUGUUAAGCCACUACUUGAGUCGUUACCUUAUUACUAUUCGUCCUUCACACAUCCGCUGAAAACAAAUGCUAUUUUUAUCCAACUGCAGGCGACCGGGAGAUUGAUUUUUGAUUAAUUGAUGAUUUUACAACACUGUUCGGGUGUGCGGUGGUCCUCAUGGGAAAUGCAGCACUGAUCGUCAUGGGAAACGCAGUCUUCGUUAAUUCGGAUUUUUUUUUACAUCAGGCUUAAUCUUCAAGUUAGUGAGGGUUUAAUUAGUCAGUGGAGUUGAUUUCAACAAAUUCCGUGUAGUUUGUUAGUUAUUUGUUAGCUUCGGGGCUCUGCAGUGGCUAAGCUAGCGCGAGUUAGCAUGCCAAUAAUAAACAAUACAGAGGUGGGUAGAGUAGCCAGAAAUUUUAAUCAAGUAAGAGUAGCGUUACUCCAAAAUUAUAUUACUCAAGUAGUUAUCCUAAAAAUGUACUCAAGUACAAGUAAAAAAGUAUUUGGUGAAAACAUUGUGAGUAGCUGCUUAUAUUUAUGUUGGAUUCUUUUUUAAACAAUGGUAUUUUUCCUCUGCCAAAGUUAUCUAUAAGGACUGUUAUUAAAAUGAUACUGUACAAUAACCCAUUACAUAACCACAUUUAAGCCGACGAGAGAGAAAAAAAAUCAUAAAUGCAGCAUUAUUCGUCCAAAGAGCAUGACUGCCCUCUGGUGGAGAAAAUAGUUCAUAGUUUGAAUAGUGAAGAGUUCCUUCAUAAUUACAUUUUUUAAAUUAAAAGGAUGAUAUCUCCGGUUUUCUGUGGUCAGUCGGUGUCAAGUAAAAACUGGGAGAGAGGUUUAAAUCUGCACUUUUGAGAAAUGUUGAGGGCAGCGCUCUAUAUAAAAUACUUAGGUGCUUUAAAGACACCGUAUGAUUGAACAGGCUGGUGUGAAGCUAGAACAGCAAGCUUGCAUCUGAUUGGUAUAAUGGAGUCGUGAUUAUUGUUGCGAUGUCUCAUUGGUGAAAUCGGUAGCGCUACCCCGGUACUAUAACAUGGAUGUCUCUACUCUUGUUAUCACCGGCAAAAAAUAAUAAUAAAUCUAAUAUGUAGACUAAAGAGGAAAAAUGUAAAGACUCUUUUGUAGCCCAAAGUAGCGGAGUAAGAGUAGUGUUUUUUCUUCACAAAUCUACUCAAGUAAAAGUAAAAAAGUAUAGCUUAGUAAAACUACUUUUAGAAGUACAUUUUUCUCAAAAAUUACUCAAGUAAACGUAACAGAGUACAUAUGAUGCGUUACUACCCACCUCUGUGCACACAUGAAAAUCAUUGAUGACCCGUACAAUUAAUAGUUUUGGCUAUGUUUUCAGGGUAAAUUUAUUAAAACUUACCAUUGCAUGUCAAUAAUUGCAGUAUGAACAUCAAUACAGUGCCCUCCAUAAUUAUUGGCACCCCUGAAAAAGAUUGUGCUGUUGAUUGUGUUUUUUAGCUUCUAAUAAUUUUUUUUAUUCAAAUAAUAUGGGACCUC
Molecule: messenger RNA, 10871 nt
Organism: Corythoichthys intestinalis (scribbled pipefish)
Lineage: Eukaryota; Metazoa; Chordata; Actinopteri; Syngnathiformes; Syngnathidae
Gene: peli1b
Product: pellino E3 ubiquitin protein ligase 1b
Exons: 7
Coding region: 1569-2837 (422 amino acids)
Biological process (GO): regulation of Toll signaling pathway; protein K48-linked ubiquitination
Molecular function (GO): protein binding; ubiquitin protein ligase activity
Source: RefSeq, a predicted model, not a curated record